Messenger RNA from Zymoseptoria tritici IPO323, 2598 nucleotides. RefSeq lists its product as uncharacterized. The coding region runs from base 1 to 2598 and encodes 865 amino acids. Gene Ontology annotation, biological process: mismatch repair; chiasma assembly. The record is from RefSeq and is a predicted model, not a curated record. Lineage: Eukaryota; Fungi; Ascomycota; Dothideomycetes; Mycosphaerellales; Mycosphaerellaceae. Gene Ontology annotation, cellular component: nucleus. The transcript is spliced from 4 exons. Gene Ontology annotation, molecular function: ATP binding; mismatched DNA binding; ATP-dependent DNA damage sensor activity.
AUGGAGGAUGCGGAGCUUGGUGGCGCGGACAUUGUCGACAACUGUGAGUACGCAUGGCCUCACACAUAUAUUCCUUCGGCUGAUCCUCAUGCAGUGAAGCUCUUCAUCGACCCGACAGUGGUACUGGUGAGCACAAAAUGCCAGGACGAGGUCAUGAACCGUCUCGACCCAGAAGCGAGAAAUCCAACAGCAUCAGUCGAUGGGCGCAGCGAUCAGACCAGAUUACCAUACUUACUCGAGUGUCGCUCGGCCGCAGAAUUUGGCUACGAGGCCGCGAGAACCAAGCUCGUCAAUCUACGCAUCGGUCAACAAGGCGGGCCUUCAGUCACUUAUGUCGUCCCGGGCGAUGUUGUCACCGAUGACUCUGGAGAUGGCCCCGAAGGCCUCGGCAGUCGUCAAGGUCAGCUCCUGCGUCUAUCAGGCUGGAUCAACAUGGAGAGCAGGCUCACCGUAGGAUGCGCUGGCGCUGUGCUUUCUUACAUACAGCGUCGCCGAGCCACCACCUAUUUGCCGGGUGACCGCAAUUCGGACGCCAUGUUCCGUGUCGGUACUGUGGAGAUGUUCAGCUUGCGGGAUUCCAUGUUCAUCAAUGCGGAUACUUUGCUCUCCCUGCAGAUCAUGUCCACCGAAGCUCAUCCAAAUGCUCAGCAGCAAGGCCCGGCGGGUAAGAAGAACUCAUCCGGAGGCUCAAAAGAAGGUCUAUCAGUCUAUGGCUUGUUUCAUCAAUUCGCAAAGACUCCUCAGGGUCGCCAUCUCUUGCGACAGUACUUUCUCCGCCCGAGCACAAACCUCGAAGUGCUCACACAGCGUCUCGAUACCCUUACUGUGCUCACCAGAUCCGACAACUUGGAAGUUCUCGAGCGUUUAACAAAAUCAUUUGCCGGCGUCAAGAACAUGCGAACUGCAACUAUCAACCUCCGCAAGGGCAUCAGCAGUGGAGCGAGCAAGAAUCGUGCCAUGUCGAACUCGGUAUGGUACAGCCUGCGCCUGUUCUUGUUCUCCUCGCUACAAAUUGGCACCGCUUUGCAAGAGCUUGCAGGAGGCGAGAGACUUCCGAUAUGCCUCAAGGUUGCCGAGAAAUUCGACAGACGUCAGCUAGCGCAGGUCGGACAGCUCAUCAAUGAUGUUGUCGACUUCGACGAGUCCAAGAUCCAGAAACGGACCGUCAUUCUGACAGGGAUCGACGAUAACCUGGACGAGGCAAAGCGUACAUAUGCAGGUCUUGAGGAGAUGCUGUCCCAAGUUGCUGUAUACAUCGCACAGCAGGUUUCAUCGGUUCUGGUGUCGAACGUAAAUGUCGUCUUCUUCCCUCAGAUCGGCUUCUUGAUAUCGACCGAGUUGGGCGGGAUGGCAGUCCCGUCGACGUAUACCGGUCCAGAAGAAGAUCCUUGGGAGAAGAUGUUUGCUUCCGAAACGCACACCUACUUCAAGAACAGCAACAUGACGGAAUUGGACGAACGUUUCGGUGACAUACAUGGUCAGAUCCUCGACAUGGAGAUUGAGAUUGUUCAAAACCUCAGCCAGCGUGUCCUCGAGUUUGAAGACAUGCUGAAUGCGACCUCCGAUAUAUGCGGCGAGCUGGACAGUUUCAUCGCUCUGGCUCGCGGUGCAAUCUUCCACAGCCUGUCACGACCUCGAAUUAGUGACGACAACAUCAUCGACAUCAAGAACGGACGUCAUCCUUUGCAGGAGCUGACGGUCUCUGCAUUUGUUCCAAACGAUACGCACAUCGUCGGUGGAUCCGGCCAGCAGCUUCAGGAACAGCUGUUAAGCGACGCAGAUCAGAGCGAAGACGAUCCUCGACAGACGACAGGCCCAAGUGUUCUGCUCAUGACCGGCCCAAACUUCUCUGGGAAGAGCGUCUAUCUCAAGCAAGUCGCAGUCAUCGUUUACAUGGCCCACAUUGGCUGUUUCGUGCCGGCAGACGCAGCGCGGAUUGGCCUGACUGACAAGAUCUUGACUCGUAUCGCGACGAGAGAAAGUGUCUCUCGGAUACAGAGCUCAUUCAUGAUCGACCUCCAGCAGAUCUCCAUCGCAUUGAAUCUCGCCACGCGCCGCUCGCUGCUGGUUCUGGACGAAGCAGGCAAGGGAACUGACUCAAACGACGGCGCCGGACUUGUGGCUGGCAUAUUCGAGCAUCUGCUCAACCGCGGUUCUCAGUGCCCAAAAGUCCUCGGAGCCACACACUUCCACGAAAUCUUCGAGUCUGGGUUCCUGAGUCCAUGUCCGGGCCUAGGAUUCGCCCACAUGGAGGUGCAUCUCGACGAAGACUCGUCCGAUAUCGAUGGUCAAAUCACGUACCUGUACAACUACCGGCAAGGCCGUAGCUCCUCCAGUUUUGGUACACGCUGUGCGGCGAUGAAUGGCGUCGACCAUCAGAUCGUGCAGAGAGCCGAAGAGCUCAUUCUGAUCGCCGCUCGGGGCGAGGAUCUCGUCGAUGCUUGUGCAGCACUGCCGAAUAGUGAAUUGAUGGAGUUGACCGAGGCGGAAAACUUGGCUCGCGCAUUCCUCGAAAUUGACGAGUUUGAAGAUCCACGUCGCCUUCUCGAAGACCUGAUGUCUGCCAUGGGUUCGUCAGAACAGAAGACAUCUGUCUGA